This is a messenger RNA of Porites evermanni, 12790 nucleotides long. The record is from the annotation of a GenBank genome assembly. NCBI's taxonomy places the organism in Eukaryota, Metazoa, Cnidaria, Anthozoa, Scleractinia, Poritidae.
AAAUAAUUCAAAAUGGCGGACAAAGGACGAAAAGUUUGUUCAAGAAUAUGUGGUUGUUCUUUGUGGCUUCUGUUCAGCUGGUAAGCUUAUGUUGAACUCCUUGUACUAACACCAAAGCUGUAGAGUACUUAAAAGAAAAACCACUGCAGAUUCUGGAAGGAUUUUUGAAAUCGUUUUGUUUAAUCGACCAUUUUCCAGUGUUAUGUAAGCUUAAGACUUUAUUAAGCUUACGUCCAUACAACUACAUACGAGCAGAUAUGAGGCAUGGCGAUACCUGUGGUGUUGUUUUCUGCCUACAAAGCGUAUUUGGUGGGGUUAUAAGCAGGAUUGUUUGAUACGCAGUCUACCCUAAGCACUCUCAUAAUUACAGUAGUUGAAAUUCGUCCCUUCUUUUCCAUUAAAGCUAUCGACUUGUCACUCACCAACAGAUGUUUCAGAUUGUGUCAUAUAAGUGUACAUAGAGAGACAACUUAGCCCAUUAUUUUAUUUAGGUUGUAGGCUUGUAUCCAGAGAAGUCGAUCCAGUGUGUGCUACCCUCUCGAACUGAACAUUAAUGGGCUGCCUAUCUGCUCAAGCAGCUGAUAAUAUAUAAUAAGCGUAGGUUAAUAUACCUCAGUGCCUUCCAAAGUAAAACAUGUGUAAUUUUCGUACCCAUAUUUAACCGAAUAUCCAAAACAAUUCAAAUUCUUCUGAACAGUUUGUAAGAUGUUCUUUUGACUUCUGAACACUGCCAAAAAUUCAUGAAGUCUUCACAAAUCUUCACUGUUUUCUAAGGUUACUUCAAGUAACUCAGUAACCUUAGAAAAUAGCUGGUAGUUCAUGAUGCCAUCACUGGUUUCCCAUGUAAAUGAUUGAGGACUGAGGGCAAAAAUUCCAUGCUGGUGAUGCAUCAUUAAUUACUCAGAUCUAGGUAUUGCUGAUUGGAAAAUUUGUUCCAACCAAUCAUUAGCACUACCCCCCAUUUUUGGUAGUGACACCAUCAGUAUGGAAUUUCCACACUCAUUCCUCAAAUGCCCUUUAAUGGGGAAAUCACAUAGUGGCGUCACAAAAUUUUCUUGGCUGUUUUCUCAGGCUAUUAACAAAUAUGCUCUGAUGACUUCUGAAUGUUGCUCAAUUUAGCAGUACAAAAAGCAAAAUCGUGGCACCAAAUUGCCGAGAUCACACAUAUUGUGGCUAGAUUACUGAGGCAAGGUUUUGUGAGGUCUUAAUAUAGCUUAAUUAUUACUAAGGACUCAAACAUGACAUUUAGCUUUUAGCACCAUUCAUUGGGUUAUUUUGGGUGGAAAUUGAAUUUAUUUUUUCAUGUUAAUGGUCACUGAAUAGUUAAAGUAGUCUUGAAUUAUGCGUUAUGUUUGGAAUCAAAGUUUUUGAUCUCAAGGCAAGGAGUGUGACACAUGCAUACACUGUAAUACAUGUGGUUGGGUGGUAUUGGUUAAAUUCCAGCUGCACAUUUAAAUUCUUAUACCAGUUACUCUCAAAAUGUAGAUUAAGGUUAAUCAUAAUAUAGAGAAAUAUAUGAGUGCAGGACUAAUCAUUACCUACUUUUUCACGUAACAAUAAUCUGCAGGUUUGAUCUGGCAAACUGUUUUGUAACCAGGUACAUUUCUGUUCUUUGAAAAUUAAGUGUGAACAUCAUGACCCACAGGGGGCACACCAAAAUGAGGAUGAUCAAAGGAUGCUUUUUGUGUGUUUUCUUGUUAUUUUUGACAGUUUUUCAGUCGAGCCUCAAGAAAUACCACUUCCGGACACAUUCAUUAAUCCUGCAUUUCAAGUGGCACAUCAUUUAUGGUAAGUAAACUUAAGUUCAAAUUACUUUAAUUUUUUAAAAUCAUGGGAAAAAUGGUAUCAUUUAAGGCAUUGUGGCCAGUGUAUUGAAGUGCUUUUGUCACAGUGAAAUGAAUAUUGUUGUUGUAAUUGACUGGCUUUGUCCUCUCGCUGUUUGAGGAGGUGUAGGGCAGUAAUGAGAAAAUGAGAAUUGAUACAGGUACGGGUGAUGGUUUUGGCCUUGUUCCAUGACAUGUUGUGUACUUACAGACUGCUGCAGGCAGGACUUUGCUGUGCAGGAGAUCUAGAGCUCUGACAAUCAUGAUCUAGAUCUCAAAGUUAUACUCCUUGGUUAAUAUAUUGUUUAUCAUAAUUUAACUGUAACCCACAUAAAACAAUAAACCUACUUGAUCACUCUUGGCUUAACAGGUUCUUGUAUUUUUGGGUAUUAAAGUGUCAAAUUUCUGACAAGAGGUUCUUAAUCCACUAGGUUCUUAUUUGUGGGUAUUUACUGUGUCCAUUAUAGAACUUAAGGUAGCAGGGGUACAUGUGUUACAAGUCAAAAUUAUAUUCUGGUGAAAAUUUUUCAACCUAGGUUGAUUCUCAAUCUCUUUUGUCUCUUAGUCCUAAUUCAUGAAUAAUUAGGGCUAGGAGACAAAAUAAAGAAUUAACGUAGGUUAAAAAGUUUUAACCUGAAUAUAAUUCUUGCCUGUAACGUAUAUUUUAUACACAGCUGUUGAAUUAACCAUUUUUCAUUUUGUUACCGGCACAUACAUGUCUGUUAAUCGACCAGCAGAAAAAAAUAGAAAUAAUUUAUAAGGGGAACAUGGGGUUUACGGUAUCGUGGUUUUGAGCUUUUUGAGCUCUAUUUAUCGGUAGUUUUGAUUUUAAUGUACGGUAUUGCGGUAUCAUGUAGCCCUGCGGUCGUGGGUUUUUUUUAUCCUUUUGACUAACGGUAUUAAAUAAAAAAAUUGUUAAAAAAAGAUCUUUCACAGUAUUGCGGUUGUGGUACUGUUUCAUUUGCACUCUCCUGUCUAAUGCAGGUCAAUAUUUUUAAGACUUCAGACUUAAUGGUAAAUGAUUGCCCAAUUUCUGUCUUGGUUGGUAUCCAAGACCAUCCAAUGACCAGCUUUUAGAUGGUUGUACUGAUCAAAUCAAGGUCUUCUUAUGUUUUCUCGCAAUGGCUGAGGUUGGUUGCUGGACUUGUGAAUAAACAACACGCGAGAUGAUUACAACUUUAAGUAAGCAUGACUGAUCGUAAAUGUGGUAUCGGGAUUUCAUUGAUUGUCAACACGGUAUUUUGAUAUUUGUCAAUUUUUCUCACGGUAUUGAGACUAUUUGGGGUACCGCCAAUGUCCCCUUCAUUAACGAUAAUAAAGAUAUGGUGUUGUGUUGUGGUGUUCCAAUCCUCGUGAUCUUUUACCAUGAUCACUUUUGCUUUCAGGGAAGGAAAGACAACACAAAUAAUUAAAGAGCUAAACAAGGUGCACAAGCCUUCAUAUAUUUUGGCCACCCCACAGCACACUUUGUACAUUUCAAGGUGAGAAUUCCAUCAAGUGCUUUAUACUUAACCCUGGGAGAUACAUGGAUACUUGUAAAAUGAUACAGCAUAAAAUGGAUUUCUUAGUGUUAUCUUGAACAAAAGAGGAUAGUAAAACACACUGUAAUCUAAGAAAUCAGGGAUCCUUAAUUGCUUGGAAUAUUAUUUUAUAUGAAAUCCAUGGUGCCCAGUGCAUGAGUUUUUUGGACAAGCUUCAUGUAAGAUUUCCUAGGCAUCUAGGCAGUUUGUCAUUACCAUGAAAACCAAAAUGAUUGUUGACAUAACUUAUACCCAGAAUUAGUUAAUGCUUUCAGCAACAGCUUUGCACUGCUUCAUUUGGUGCAGAGAGCUAACAGCCCACAUAGAAAAGUUUGCUCCAUCUGUAACAUGGCACUAAUGAUAACUUGAUUUCAUUUUCCUCUUUUUUAUUCACUUAUUUAGCUUUCUGUUAGACCAGGUAAGCUUAUUGUUUUCGUAAUUUUAAGUCACUUCUGAUGAUUAUAUCAAGUGAUAAAGUUUCCAUGCUUUCUUGUAUCCUGAAAGUUUGCUUAAAUUAGUUAUAUCAAGGCAGCUGAUACCAACAAGUUGUGAGAAAUCCCUGCAUUAAUUAAUACAGUCAAACCUUGUUAAUAAGGACACUGUGGGGGCCAUAGAAAGUGUCAGUAUUAACAAGGUGUCCAUAAAGCAGGUUGAAUUUAGAGAAAAUGUGAGGGCCUGCUUUCUCCAGGCACAAGAAAAACUGUCUGUAAUAAUGAGGUGUCCUUAUUAAGCGGGUGUGUAUUUGUGUCAAUAAUUGUUAGUCUGUUUAAAUUAUCUCUAAUCCUUAACAUCACAGGUGUUGUUUGUAGCAGACACAAGGCAAACAGGGACUCCUGCUGUUACAUUUACUCAGGGGCAUGGGCUGGAUGGACCAUGGGGAAUGGUAGCUGGUAAGAAUCAAUAACAAACUUCUGUUGCUGGUAGAUCAACUACAAGAUUCCUUCUAAUACAGAACAUAGAGUUUUGCAGUCAGUAGCCCACCUGUGUAGCAGGUGCUUGAGAAAUUUAUGGUGCAAAUAAUAUUGCCUCCGUCACAGUCCUUUAUAAUAUAAAAUAACUAAGACAUUCUGUAUGUAUACACAGUAGACAGUAUGAUUUUCUAAGACGCACACAAGCAUACAUGUAUGUAAACACAGUAAAAUUAAACUGUCGUGAUGUCAAGAUGUUUUGUUGUGCAUGCAUUAAUUACGCAAGCACAAAUUUGAAAAAGUGUUGUUACUAGUUUGAUGAUAAAAUCCACUGGUGACUGUCAUUGCUGCCACUUACAUGUACUUCCUAAUGUGGCAGUCACUCAGGGACUAAACCUCAUAGUUCUAUAUUUUGUAUGAAUUUUUUGUUGAUACUUGCAAAAAUCAGACUUAAUGUAAUAUUACUGGAUUUAAUAUUAUAACGAAAUCUCUUUCAGAUGACAAAUACUUGUAUGUUGCAAGUUUUACUACAGAUCAAAUACACAAGUAUGACCUUCAAACAAAAAGGUGGGUCUAAAUUCUUUCUUACGUUUACCAAAUAACUUGGUGAUAGUUUUUGCAGUCUGUCCACAAAUAUGUGAAAGUAAUGGAAAUGUUGUAGUAAAUUUUUUAUCUCAGGUAUUUUUUUUUCUUUUGUUUUUUGGGUAUGGUAAUGUGUGCUAAUGAAGUUGAAAGUCUUGGAAAAGAAAAAGAAAAAUUACAUGAGAUAAAAAAAUUAGCUACAGCAGAGAUAUAGCAAGAGCGUAAUCGCAGGUUAAUUGCUCCCUGCCGCUGGGGACAUUUUGCGAGAUUCAGGGCAUUGUACGUUUGAUUUUUCUGUCAUUUUGUCUUUUACCUGUCAUUCGCAAAAACAGCUGGAAGAGUACAAUUAUUACAUUGACCAAUCAGAGCUCUUGACCAGACUCUGAACCGAUAUUUACGUCAUCAGCCCUCUCGUCAUCAGUCACUUGUGUUCAGUGUUUUGAGGGAUAUUUAAGUUAUUUGUCAAGGAAAGCAGGGACGAAGGAAGUAAUGGGAAAGGGAGCAAAACUCCUCGGGGAGCGGGGGGCGGGGGGUACUCCUGGGAAUUCUUGGUGGGGGUCUGCUGCCCGGUUCUCCAAAUCCUGAUCCUAUUUCAGACGAAAAAAAGUCAUUUUUCCCACCUGUUUUCAGACCAGACCUCUUCAAAAUUAUGUCAUCAUUACUUAGAUACAGCAACAAAAAACAGGGUUGUCACUAAGAUUUCAAGUUGCCAGGAAAAUACAACAAGUAGGCAGGGAAUCAAACAGCUAGGGAUUUCUUUUGGUUCUAUUUUUCUUCUAUUUGCCAAUAAAAGUAGCAGGGUGUCACACUCAUAGUAGCCGGGGGAAAUCCCCGGUCCCCGGCUCUUAAUGACCACCCUGAAAAAUAUUUCUUAAAAUCUAUUUUGAAUUCGCGUAUUUCUCUCUUUUUCUUACUGAUGUGGAAUUGAAAUGAUAAAUACGUUCACACACUCCUGUAGUUCCCUCUAAAUCCAUACCCGAUUCCAGACCAAAAUGGGCAAAGUCUGUACCUGUUUUUAGACCAAAAUGGCGCAAAAACCCUACCCUUUGGGGUGGCACAUACUUCUAUGGCUUAUAAUUAUAAGGGAGUAUGCCCCCCACUCCCCCGGAAGAACUUCCCCCUAACCUUUCUCUCCUUUUCUUUCCCAUUAUUCCUCGCUCACACUCUGCAUUCAUUCCCAUCAUUCUCCAAUCGUGCUUCUCGCUCCUUUCCAGCUCCCCUUUUAACAGACCCUGCUUGGGAAGGCUUGUGGAGGAGGCGGUAUUAUCAGUAUAAAUUUGUCUGACUCACUAAACGUCUCAGUGGCGGGAAAUGAUAGGCUGUAAUUGCAGGUUAAUGCAUAUUGAAUUUUGAGAUGACAUUAAUGUGCACAGGUUUGUAGGUGCAUUUGGUAAUGAGAGUUACCUUGAUUGCCCUGAGGGAAUGGCUCUUGGUCCUAACAACACACUUUAUGUGGCAAGCUUUCUUGAUGACAGGGUGGUGAAAUUUUCCUUACCUGAUGGCGCAUUUCUGGGCGUGGUGAGUUUCCAGCGUGAUGCCAUAUGUUUUUGUUACCUCAGGACUCAAAAAAUGUCCCUUUCGGCACUGAGUUCUGGGGUACUCACCAUGUGACGGAAAAUUUCGGAAAUUCAGGACGGAAGGUAAAUGGUAAGGUCACUUUUCGGAAAUUUCAACCGAAAAUUGAGGAGUACGUUUUGAGGUAGUCCGUUCAUUACGGUUGGUACGAACCAAACGAAAAUGUUGCUUACCAUUUACCAAUUUCUCGGUUCCUUCUCGGUUCCAGACUCACGCUACUCAAAUUCGUGCCUUUUUUGGAUUCAAACCGUAACGGAUGUGGCAAUUCUGCGGUAAACUGGUAAAUCGCUUACCAUUAUGCUUUCGACACCCCAACUGGAUUUUUCUGUCAAAUGGUAAGCACCCUGGACAGGCAGAUUUUCCUGCUGGGCAAGUAACAUAUAAAGCUCACUCGCUCAAUGGGUAAGGGUCCAGGCAAGAUAUCCUCCAACUAAAUCAUUAACUAAGACAAGCAAGUAGUUGCCCCGGGCAAACAAAAUGUGAGAACUGCUCUUCUAAAGGACAUGCUGGAAUUCAAGGUUUUUUCGAACCCUGCGCAUGCACCUAUCUGAAUUUCUUCACAUUUGACAGUGAUGACUUGAAGCCGUGAAAACGUCAUAAAACGUUUGAACUUUUGACUUUUUUUCUUACAGGUUGCUGACAGAAGCCAUGGUCUUAAAGGGUAAGAGACGAUAUAAAACGUUACCUUGGAUAAAAAUUUAUUACGUUUUUAAACAGGCUUCAUUAAGGGGGAGUGAGAAAGGAGGUAGGAGGUAAAGGCGUUCUUUCGCAGUCUGUCCCUAGUCCCCUCUGAUUGAACCGGACUCCUAGCAUAGGCUAGAAAAUUUGCAAAGAACGCGAUGCAUAAAGAGGAAAAUGGAUGUAAAUUUUGAGUUCAUUAAUUAAGUGGUGUUUUUAGUGGUAAAUUUAAAAACUCAUGCGGUAAAUGUACAUGUAUGUCAUGGUACUGGUCAAGCGGAUUCUUGCAAGUGGUCGCCUACGACUCUAAAACACGUCUGUUCUGCAAAUUUUCAUCGGUGCGUAGGUUCUUGGAAGAUUUCCAGAAGAUGCAGUGACCAAAUUUGAACAAUUUUCAGCUAAAGCAGCUUUUUGCGGUUUAUUUUUUGUUAAACUACUUUAUUGCCUCAGUCGAAAAAAAAAAAUGGCGUUUUAUUUCACCAAGUGUAUCUUUUGUAACAGUUUUGGGACGGAAACGAAUAAAUGUACCAUUAAGAUUCUGAUCUCUUAGACUGGGUCCUUCUGGUAAGGGAAAUAUUAAGUAGAUAAAUAAAGGGUUCGUAACUCCUGACCAACAAGAAUAUAUCUUUCGUUUUCAGACCCGAGGAUGUCGCGCUUUUACCUGAUGGUUCACUGCUAAUUUGCAGUCAUUACACGGAUGCGGUGAUACGGUUUAACCCCUCUACUGGUUAGUAAAAUAGAUCGACAUCGUCAAGCCAGGGGGAUGGGGGUCCUUGCUUAAAGGCCGGUUUUCUCUAGUGACGGAAUGGGAGACUUAAUCGGACUCGUAACAGUGAGUUGAUGUAAAAAUACUUCGCUGUGGUUAAUUGGAGUUUUGUUUUAAGAAAACCGACUGAAGGCCACUGAAAAGCCUUAUUUGACUGAUUUCUUAAUCGUGUUAUUUGCAGGUGAGAAGCUGGGUGUUUUUGCCAAAGUGGAAAAACCAGUUGGUUUGACCGUGGGCUCAGAUGGGUGAGUUCAUAUAAGCAAGAAUCGUUCGUAAAGAAGGCAGAGAAAUUACUGCAGUGUCAACUUUCGGCAAUUCAUCACAUUAACAGGCUUAUAGUAGUUGCCACUCGAUGGUUUAAAGUUUCAGUGUGUGUUUAGGUUAAGUAGGUAGACCCUCACCGGCUGAGAGGCAAAUAAACUGUACUCUUGAAAAUCGGGGCUGUGUUCAUGCUACAGCUGAUGCUAUACCGGAUAGCCGCUCUUGCGCCGGCGCGAAUUCCUGUCGUACCGGAUAGAGCUUCUGUUCAAUAAAUUUCGGCGUGAUUUCUGUAACGGAGCGAAGCUACGCCCACGCCGAUCUCGAAAAGAGGAACGUCACAUAUAGGAUAGGUUGUGAUCCACCAUAGUCUGCUACACAGCCGUUUAUAGUGUCGUCACGCAACGCUCCUCCCCAAGAGGAGCAGGAGCGUUGCGUGACGUGACGACACUAAAAAAGGCUGUGUAGUAGACUAGUGUGCCACACUGGUGUAGUGUGAACAGGUAUUCGGACAAUAGAGGAAGUGAAUAAGUAGGAGCGAGGACUGGAAUAAACUGAGAAGGAAAACAUUUACUAAACCCUUUUUGGUCAACCGCCCCGGCACGAUAUUCAAUAUGCGUGAACGUCUUGUUCCAGUUCUGUGCUGUUGCUGUUCAUAAUGUACCGGAUAAGGUUUGAACAUAAUCUGAGCUCGAAAGAUCAACUUUUGAUUUUUUUUUCAGUAUAGUGGUGAAUUUGCCUUAUCCGCAAUGCAGCUGAUAAAUAAAACUUUCGUGUUCAAAUUACUCAUCAACACAAAUGUAUAGUAGCAUCUCUCUGUAUUGUAAUUGCUCUAGCUUGAAGAAUGUAAUUAUCAGCAAGUGGUUAAAUCUGAUGCCGAGUAACCCACAUAAGUUGUUCUCAUUUCUUAUUCCACAGAAACGUGUACGUGACAAGUUAUGUUACAAAUAGUAUCCUUCGGUUUGACGGGCAAACAGGUUGGUUCAUAGUAACACGAGACAAAGUCAGUCCUGCUAGGCUUGAGAUAAUCUGUUAACAGAUAGGCCAACGCCCAGUGGAUUUCAGAGCGAAUUCUCUGCUCCAUCCUUUGUGGCUUAGUGCUUCGCGGAGCAACAUUCGUAUGUGCCCAAUACUAUCUGACCUCGCCGCAAUUUGCCACUUCAAUUUUGCCACUUCCUCUCUGGCUUCGUAGCUCAGUUGGUAGAGUGAUGGUACAUUUUACCGUACGACUCGGUUGCCGCGCGUGGUUCCCUGAUACCCGCUCUUUACAGGUGACAACGUUCAGUUAGGUUUAUGGGUUAUAAAAAAAGCAGUUCACUUGUCUGUCCCAUCUGCUGUUUUACAGUUAGUCUAACGAUAAGAAGCGAUCAUAUUUGCCGUUGUUUUAAUCCUUUCGUUCUUACUGACUCUUCCCUGUCUAUCCGAGGGUGGUUUUCGCUAAAAACAACAACAACAACAACAAACAAACAAACAAAGGAACUAGUUACGUGAUAAACAGGGCCGACUUGAUCGAAGGACGAUUUAGCGCCGCAAAUCCCGGCUUAGUUACCACGACAAGUCAAUUGCUAUGGUUUCAGUUAACCAAGACUGAGAAUGAUUCAUUCUCUCUCUCGAAAUUGAAAAAAAGAAUUAUAUAUGAAUUAUUAGUUAUAAAUCUUGUAGUAAAUAGUUAUAUUUCUUCACAUGUCUGAUAUUAUUUUUAUACUUAUUGUUACUUGUACCAUACCUUAUAUUUUGUCAACUCAGUCUAUGUAAUUAAGAGCCCAAUGUCUAUAAGCCUCAUGGUUUCUUUUUGGGCUUCCUCGCCACUUUCAUUUGCUUUUGUGUAACUGUCUUGUUUUAUCGUUAUUUGUAUUUUGUGGUAAAUCAAAUAAAGUUACAAAAGUAGUUAACCGACCGGGCGCCGAACAACUCGGCCCAGGGUCCUGUUUCUCGAAAGUCCCAGUAACUUUUCGGGACCGGGAAGCUUUUCUGCGUUGGUUGUGUUUGCAUUCAAGAUCAAAGUUUCAAUAAUUUGAAAAUAAUAAAUGAAACUAUCAGUUAACGAAGCAAAAUUGACUGGUUUGUGGACUAGGAACUGGGCUACUUUUCAACAGGUUUUUAUUUUAAAAUUUGCCUUCGGGUCCGAAAAGUUUCCGGGCCUUUUCCGAGAAACGAGCCACAGGCUAUUGGGAGCUCCCAGUUGUUCGAAGACCGAUUAGCGCUAACCCUGGGCUAAAUUUUCAGGUUUUUAUUUCUUUUGUUCAAAAGCAUUUUUCAGAAUAAUUUUCUCGAUUCUUUUUACAGCAUCAAAUCAUCCAAUUGUGGACAAAAAGAAUAAAACUGAAUUUGCUUUUUAAACUUUCAUAUCUGAAUUAAAAUUUGCACUAACCCUGGGUUAUUUUAACCCUGCUUUGAACAACCCAGCCCAGGAGCUAAACGCCUCGCGAGCAAACCACUCCAAUGUACAGUUAAGUUGUCCAAGCGAAAAUUUACAAAUAAACCCUUUCUGUUGUAGGCGAGUUUAUUGAUGUUUAUGCUGCUGGCGGUGGACUAGAAGGACCAUCAAGUGUCAGGUAAAUGGGAAAAAAGCUCUUGCAGCCAGUGAAGUGCCGUGACCCAAUUGAUUUCGUAAGAUUCUUCCAGUUGCCGGAAAGAUUUUUAUCCCCAUAAAAGAAGACCCUCAGUGCGUUGUCUCUCACUCAGGCGUUGGUUGUUGUAACGUAAUGUCUGUCAGCCAGCGGGAGUAUUCGCAUUGAAUAUUCCGCCGGUAGCUGAUUAAAAUCACGCAGCUAGCAAGAAUUGUACCUUAAUAAAGUUUUUACCAGCCAGCUAAAACUCAGCCUGCGAAACGGAUAUUUUGUGGAAUUGCUCCAUUGGGUACUUCUAAGUGUUCUUACGUUUAGAUUCUAAGACGAGAAGAAGUAGGAAAUUUUCUCAAUUUCAAGUAGGGCGUGAGCGUGAACCAGCGUCAUUUUGACGGGAAAAUAUGGAAGCCGUCGUCAUUCUACGACGAGUUUUAGCGAGAAUGUCGUAGUGGCGGCGGAAACAAGUUUAAAAGUCGAAAGUUUUAUCAUUUUUGCGAUCGGGAGAGGGCUUAACCCCUUUAAUUAAGAUAACAGUGCUAACUGUUCAGGUGAAUCAAAAGUACAAUGAAGUUUUCCGGGUUGUCUAUUUUUUGAGAAUACGCGAGAAAACUUUAAGUCAAAACUCGUACUCGUAGUCGUUCUCGUCCUUGAAUAUAAAGGUCUUUAAUAGGACCUAACGUGCACCCACAGUUUUAUUAUGAAACUGACGUAACUUUUUGAUGUCUCUUUUGUACAGUUUUGCUGACCUGCGAACUCUUUACGCAGCCAGUUAUGAUAGCGACCGAGUAGUGCUGUAUAAUAGUACCUCAGGACUUUCUUACACUCUUCCUGGAAAACGAAAUGAGCGGCCUGGAAAUGGUAUGUAGAAUUAUGACGUAAGAUCCAUUUUAGUAGCCUCCCAUGCAGACGUUCUUAGGAAGGCGUGAACGAACCCCUAAGAACAGGUCAUGACAUUCCUGGUUGUACAGUGACUCGUUCAUACCCGUUUUAAUUCUGAUAUAGGAGUCAGAUAUUUUUUGCAGGAAAUUUCUCAAGUAUUUGGCUAAUCUGCGACAAAGCUCUCCCUUUAUGGCGAGCGCAGCGAACCGCGAGAGAACUCGCGUCUCCUUUCGCGUGCUGCUCUCGCGUGACUUCUCGCAACUCCCCCAAAUAGACAGCCGGUCCACGCACUCGUCUAAACCAUUUGUAUAGUCCGUCGACGCUCUAUACAGAAGGUUUACAGCGUCUGCGACGCAGGCAAAAGAAUUCCUAAAGAUUGCGUAAAGCUUUUCUUAGGUUAGCCUGUUCCAGGCUCCAAGGUAGUGGGAAAAGCGGAUCGAAACAAGUUGCGCAAAAACGGCGUGGUGGCAGGGGAGAGACUGUUUGCUUGCUUUUUCCGCUCAUCCGCACUGACCGAGAGCCUGGUACGGGCUAGUCCAUAACGUCAGCCUUAGAUCAAGACAAAUACCCAUCCCCUCCUGUGUUAGUGUAAGUAGGGCAGGAGGUGUUUAUAUGUAAACUAAGGCUCAUCGAACAAUUCCGAAUUUUUUCAAAUGUCAUUCAUUAUUGUUAUUGUUGUCUUUCAGGUUCUUUCAGGAAUACAACCCGAGACAGAUAACGAUUACUGACUAUUUAUUUUCCAACGAAUUUUAAAUCAGCAAGUAAUACUAUACCACGAAUUUAGCAUAAUCUGUCAAAGAUUUUCAAGAGAGAAUAAAGAACGGCCCUUUUUCUUCUUUUGGGAAUUUUCAUCAUGUUUAUAGUUCAUGUACCUCUGUGAGUGGUAGAUGUACUAAUUUUAGCGAACAAAGUCGUGUUUUACUCACAUUCACUCACUCCGAUAUGUGCUGUCGGCCUAACAGAAUACAUCACACUUUUAAAAAUCGUUCAACAAUUCUUCUUUAUUGUGGAAACAUAGUUUAUUUAAUAUUUUUCAGUCCCUUGAAAAUAAGUAAAUAAAUAGGAUUCCAUCGAUUAGUCCGGUGUUUUAAAAAUUUUAUCGCAGUUUUUGAACUGCCUUAUGGCGUCCGUGCUUCUCAAUAGCUUUCUUUCACGGAUUAUUUUAUACGUUCAUACGAAAAUGAACGGUAUGAAUAUAAUUUAAAACAAUUUAAUAACAUGACCAGUUCUCCUC